CCGUUUUAACCUAAGACUAGCUAGCUAACUGGUUUGGUAACAGGUGUUAGUCACUACAAGUCGUUAUUAUGAUAUCGUGACACAUGUUGAAGUCAUAUUAUUAAACCCAGUAUGCAAAAAAUGUCUGACAAACUUAAAUACGAGGAUAAGUUGGGAGCAGUUUUAGUUCAGGUUCAAGAUGAUUUGAGACAACUCAAAUGUAGUCUUGAGAAAGUCACUGUCAAUGAGGGGGAUGAAACACUUGACAUUCAACCCCUGGACAACGCCAUUCGCAAGACCGAGAGCAGUAUCAGGAAGCAUGCAGAGGAUUAUCUGAAAGCAGUGACUGAGCAGGUGCUGGUUCUUCCAUGCAUUGAGGACUUACCAAAAAAGACUGUGCAGAUUCCCAAAUGGAAACCUUCUCUGGAGAGAUUCCCAGAUGUGCGUCCACAAAAAGAAGACCUUCCAGGGUCUUUACCUGGAGAAAAGCACCAGUCACAGUUAGCCAUGCGUUUGCUGUGUAAUCCUGCUCACCCAAACAACAGAGACAUUUUGUACCAGAAAUGUGGGAUAUCACUCCCUGAUAUCCACAAGAGGAGCACAAACGCAGUGCAUCAACAUCACAGAAUAAUCACUGGCCCUACAGUGAAACCAAAGGGCUGUCACAGCCUUGCAAUACCUGAAGAAGACAUGGGGACAGUGCCAGAUAAAAGUUUGCUUUGUAUGUCGAUCAAGAUUGCUUCUCUUCACCCCAGAGAGGAUACAUAUUCUUCUAAGAUAGACUUGAAGUCCAGGUGUGUUAAGCAGCUGAAAUUGGAAACAGAACCUAGAUCAACCUGUGAAAAAACAGGCAGCAAAUGCACACCACUCUUGACCACCACGACACCGCCUCCCACCAGAAUCUCCAAGAGCAUCGACCAUGGGAGUAUGAUGCAAGGCACCAGUGUUCUUAUCCCUAAAAGCCCAGAGAAUCUGCUUGUGCCAGUUCCUGUCAUCAUCCGCAAAUACCCCUUUACCAUCACAAAGGGAAGGAUCAACCCAGUGGCUGCUGAUUUCUGUCACUUCAAGCAGAGCUUUAGCUUGUGCUGGAGCAGUGUGGUAUAUGCUCUGGAGGCCCUAGAGAAGCUGCUCAGGGACUUUGCUGUGCCUGUAGCCAAAGUGAGCGGGGAGCGGCUUGUAGAGUUUGCCCAUGGUUGGGAUAAUGGUUGGAGAAAGGCUCCUCCAGUGUUCAGCCUCCUUUCAAUGCUUGAAAACUGGGAGGAGGUGUUGGGCCUGGUCUUACGCCCAGGUCAGCGCUACAAGGGAGAUGGAGGCAAUGAAGCAGCUGCCAUCCACAUCCAGUCCUGCUGGAGGCGCUACGUAGCCCGGACAGCCUACCUGCGCCACUGCCGGCGCAAGUGGGCGGCAGGGACCAUCGCCAUCUCAUGGUUGAUGCACGCUCAGAUGCGUCGUGUCAGGAAGGCCCUGCAGGCUCGGCGUGUCAGACAGCUGGAGAAUUUCCGCAGCAGAGCCCAGCAUCUGGCAGCCAACUGGAAACACAUCCAGUCCUCCAAGAGGACUAUUAUCCACAUCCCUUCAUUAGGAUACUCUCAGAGCCAGCGACUGAAAUUGAGGGGAUUUGACAUCCUACAGAACAUCCAGAUAAGCAGACUGUUCGAUAUUAGAGAUGAGAAUGUGGAGGUGAUCUACAUAUGCCCUCGGCAUCUGGGGGAGGACAUGUUGCACUAUUACACCAGCCUCCUGAAGUGUGAUGGAGCCACAGACGGGGAUGAUACCGUAACUACUGAGGCCUCAUCUUGGGUCAGACGCUUUAUCAUCCUCACACCUGAGGCUGUAGAUUAUUUCCCGACCCGUAACAUGUGCCUGUCUACGCUCCUAAAGUACAGUCCACGCACCCUGAAGCGCAUCAAGAACCUAAUCCAGGGGAAGCAAGCCUAUAUUGUGGGUGGAGUGGCCCAUGCAGAUGACCUGGCAGUGGCUGAUGAGCUGGGAUUGCCAGUUCUGGGGCCAGAACCAGCUAUCGCACAGCACUACAGCACCAAGUCUGGAGGGAGGAGGAUCUUCACGGGGGCAGAGGUUGAUGUACCACCUGGUCGAGGAGACAUCUACUCACUAAACCAGCUUCAUGAAACACUGGCUGAGCUCAUGAGUCAAAACUUUAAUGUGCAGCGCUGGCUCUUCAAGAUAGACUCUGAGCACAGUGGCCGUGGUAUAGCAUACUGUGAUAUAUGCCAUCUUAACUGCUACAACUGGGCCCUGCAGAAAUACCAUUACUAUGGUCCUGAGCUGUGGAACACAGAGUGGAAUCAGGAGUCCGUGAUGGUCAAAUAUUUAGAUGAGAUCCCAGAGUGGCUGGAGCGUUACGCCCAGCCUGCUAAAACCUCCUGCUAUCCCAACUGGGCCUGCUUCCUGAAGACCUUCCUCAGGCAAGGCGGUGUGGUAGAGGCCUACCCCCCUUCAGACAGUGUCACCUGUCUGACAGUAGAUCUGCUGCUGGAGCCUGGGGGUGAGGUGACCAUGCUGUCCUGUGGAGACCAGCUUCACGGCUCCUGUCAGCUGGAAACUAUAGGCUCCACUGUUCCUCAGACCUCUGUACACCCAGAGACCUUGCACUCCAUCUGCAUGCGUGUGGGCCAGGCCUGUCUGCAGCGCCUUAUCGUAGGUUAUGUCUCUGUGGACCUGGUUACCUUUCUGAACCACAACAGUAUGGAACAGAAGGUGUGGGCUAUUGAUCUGGACCUCACAUACAGUGACCAGCUGGCCAUGACCCAGAUGCUUCUGAUGAUGACUGGAGGAACACUGAAUUGCCGCGCAGGCUGUUUAGAAGUGCCAAUGCCGAUCAGAGAGAAAUGCUGUGAACACCAGAGUGCAGCCAAACCUCCUGUGGUUCAUCGUUAUGCAGUUAUUGGAAGCCACUUGUUUCACUCUCACCUUUCCAUGUUGUACCACAAUGUGUUCUUUAUGAUCUGCAAGGCUCUUGGCAUAGGAUUUAACAUUAAGAGGAAACAAGGCACUGUCUUCGCUCUUUAUGACAACCAUGACCGAUGCAGCAUUGGAAUGAUAACGGUUUCUGAGGAUCUCCAGGGAGCUCUAGUGACCUUUGCUCAGAACCUGUCAGUCAUUCAUCAGGAAAUAUCAUCCUCUAAAAUCCAAGGAGAAACCAAUUUCAAGGACCUCAUCAAGGACAUAGAAGAUGUCUUGCAGAUGACUGUUCAGAACAAACAGCGAGCAGUGAAGGAUAAACCUGCUGCUUAGACAGCUGCUUCACUGAUAAGCUCGCCUCACUCUCGCCAAGUUAAGUUGUCAAGUCUUCGGCCACUUUAAUGCCACAUUCCACUGUGAAAAUGUGAACCCUGAAGGUGGAUCGAUGUCGAGCAAACACAGAUUGCCAAAUAAACACAUGAAAAACAUUUUCAGAAUUUGUCAUGAAGCUUCAUAAAAACUGUUUUUGUGAUCCGUUUCAACAGUCUGAGAAAACUUUCCUUAAUAUUUGGAAACAAACAUAGGAGAUUAUGCACUAAUAAUUCCACUGUGGGAUGAGUUGGCUUUGUUCAAGUAUUCAUGCAUUAACAGCAUAAAAACAUUUUGCUGUGUACAGUAUCUUGACUUUGUGCCCUGAUAAAUACUAGAUUAGUAUGGGUGUAUUGUUCAGUGAUACUAGAUGCGCUGAGAGGUUCCAUAAUACACUGUAGCUGCAAACCUGUGGCCGUAUCUUACUUUGGACAGUGGAGAAAGUGAUUGAUCCCGGCUCCAAUUUGAUUUACAAAGAACUUCAUGUGUAAGUUGAUCAUAUUUAUUCUUUUACUUCACUAACAUAGCUUGUACAGGGGAAAUAUAAUACAAAUAUUAUCUGAAAUACAUUAUUGUGUUGAAAAUGCACCAAAAACCUUGUGUUUUAUCCUGUUCAAAAGUAACUGUGGUGUGUAUUUGUUGUUUGUUUCCUUGCUUAUUAUAUGAUACCACAUAUUAGUCACUACUGUAAAUGUUGUAAAUGAAUAGUUGAUAAUAAAGUUAUACAUUAAGUAUA
Molecule: messenger RNA, 4006 nt
Organism: Lates calcarifer (barramundi perch)
Lineage: Eukaryota; Metazoa; Chordata; Actinopteri; Centropomidae
Gene: iqch
Product: IQ motif containing H
Exons: 21
Coding region: 112-3234 (1040 amino acids)
Molecular function (GO): protein binding
Source: RefSeq, a predicted model, not a curated record